AUGUCGGCGUCCGGCGACCGGAAAGUCGCCGUCGACGGCCGUUGUACUUGCUUUUCCGUCGACAACAGUGAUGAUGAUAACAAAUUGCAUGAUCGGAGUUGUCCGCAUUGUAGAAGAUCGAAUCUUCCUUCGUCGUCGUCUUCUGGUUCUUUGCUCAGCUUCGAAUCGAUUCCAGUACAAGAGUACGAUAAGCUUGGGAGAAUCUUCGCUGCCUCAGUCAAGGGUUUCACCAUUGGAGCUGGUCUCAAAGGCGGCCUAGCUCUCUUCUCUGUCCUUGCUCGCUUGCGUCGCAGACGUUUAUCUCCCUCUGCAAAGACAGCAAAAUGGAGGGCUUUGUUAGCCGGGGCGAUAGCAGGGCCUUCAAUGCUAUUGACUGGAUUGAACACCCAACAUAACAGCUUGGCCAUUUAUAUUCUCAUGCGUGCUGCUGUCUUGGCAUCGCGAUGUGGAAUAAAAAGCAAGAGAUUUGGACGCAUUUGUAAACCUCUUACUUGGGCACAUGGAGACAUUUUCCUUAUGUGUCUCUCUUCUUCUCAAAUUCUGUGUGCUUACAUUUUGAAGCAAGAUAGUUUGCCCCCCUCAUACAAGUCCUUUCUCAAUAAACAUGGCGCAAAGGAUUCUGUUAUCCUGCAAGGAGUGAAGGAGAUUGCAUGCGGCAUGCCGUUUACUAAUUUGGAGGCUAUAGAGAAGUAUUACCAGUCCACCGGUGUUGACAUUAAACUGGAUCCAGAAAUGAAAGUCCCCUGCUCGAUGGUACAUGGAAAUCAACAAUGUGCUUUGCAUUUUGUUUCAUUUCUUAUUCAAGCCUACAAGAGAGCAUUACCAGUUUAUCUUCCUGUUUACUUAAUUCCUGCACUAAUUGUACAUCGUCAAGGACUCUUGAAGAGACCUUACACAAUUUUGGGGAAAGGUGUUCUGGGCACUGCAAGAUCAAGCUUAUUUUUAUCCAUGUAUUGUUCAUCUGCCUGGAUGUGGACAUGUUUCCUCUUCAGGAUCUUUAAAAGGUGCAACAUUCCUAUGUUGGCAAUGGGAACGUUUCCAACUGGUUUGGCCUUGGCAAUUGAGAAGAAGAGCAGGCGGAUAGAGAUUUCACUCUACUGCUUUGCACGGGCCAUUGAGAGCUUUGUCACAUGCAUGGCUGACAUUGGAUAUUUGCCUCCAUCGAAGAACUACAGGAGAGCUGAUGUGGUGAUUUUCAGCAUUUCCACUGCAAUCAUCAUGCACUGCUAUGCAAUAGAAAGGGAUGUCUUUCGAUCCAAGUACCUGAAUGUUCUUGAUUGGGUAUUUGGUGUGCCUCUUCCCCCUUACGAAACAACUCCCCGGAGGAGUAGUCAAACAAAAUGA
Messenger RNA from Ilex paraguariensis (yerba mate), 1344 nucleotides. The record is from the annotation of a GenBank genome assembly. Lineage: Eukaryota; Viridiplantae; Streptophyta; Magnoliopsida; Aquifoliales; Aquifoliaceae.